AUGUAUGUGACAAGGCCUCUCUCUCACUACAUAAGCUUUCCAGAAUCUCUUUCAUUACCCCCUGAAGGUCCCAAUUCUGGUUAUUUAGUAAUACAAGAUGAAGAAUCUGAGACAUAUACAUGUUUUGGAUUGUGCAAGGACCGCUUCCUUGCAGAUCUGCCGUUCCCUCAGAACAAGGAUCUAACCCUUCGAUAUUCAUCAGGGGCAGGCGAGAACCAGAGUGUAUCUCGUGAUGAUGUUUCCUUCAUUCCAGUCCUUAAUCUGCCAUUGUCUUCUAAUCGUUAUUACGCGAUAAAGCCUCAUGGAAAUCAUAAAGGGGAAGCAUAUGCUUCUUCGAGGGAAGAAGACACGGUCACUUGUUGUUUUGGACUAAGCAGCCGUGAUGUAAAAUCAAGGCCACUGGAUCCACACGACACAUAUCAGCAAUUUGAGAUUGCUCUUUAUGAAACAUGUUGCAAUCCCAAUGGCAAUUUUUUUGCCAAGUCAGUAGCACCUGAUGGUUUCCCUCCAUACAUCUUGAGGAGAAAAGGGUGGCAAGUCUAUGGCAAAACUCCCAAAGACUACGAAUUAGGAGAAGCUUCAGGCCUUAAUUCUGCCCUCCGUGCACGCCUUCCUGAAUUUAACUUCCCAAUGUCCUACAAGAGCUCUGAAGGUGUCGUUGUAGGCAAGUGGUAUUGUCCCUUUGUCUUCAUCAAGGAUGGACCAUUGAGAGAUCAGAUGAAAAGAUCGAUGUUUUAUGAGAUGACACUCGAGCAAAGAUGGGAGCAGAUUUUUGCAUCUGAGAAUAAUUCUAGUGAAGGAAACAGUGUGUUUGUUGAUUUUGCUGUUCAAACAGAAGUUGUCUUGGUUGCUGGCAAGGAAGCCGUGUGGAAUGAAAGAGAUGUGGUCGAUGGGGCGAUAUGGUUCACAAGUUUUGGCAAUGUAGGAGAAGGAGUAAGUGUGGGAUUAAGGGUAGAAAUUGUUGAGAGAAUGAAAUGGGAGCAAGGAAGAGCAGGCUGGGUUGGUGGGGAGGAUAGGCUAGCCAGUGUGAAGAGAGUGGAGGAGUUUGGAGGCAUUGGUGGAUGGAGAAAAUUUGGAUGCUAUGUGUUGGUUGAGAGGUUUGUGUUGAAAAGAAUGGAUGGAAGCUUGGUGAUGACUUAUGAUUUCAAGCACACUCAUCAUAUCAAAAGCAAAUGGGAAUGAGAUAUUAUGUUAUUCUGUGUUAUAAGUAUAUCCACUGUAGUUUGUGUAUUUAUGAAGAAUAAAACUAUGCUUUUUUUUUUUUUCUAAAAUUUGAUUUAUUAGAUUGCAUAUUCACUGUAUCAAUAUGUUCAGUUCUACCAUUGAUUAAAAUUGCG
This is a messenger RNA of Ilex paraguariensis (yerba mate), 1337 nucleotides long. Lineage: Eukaryota; Viridiplantae; Streptophyta; Magnoliopsida; Aquifoliales; Aquifoliaceae. The record is from the annotation of a GenBank genome assembly.